Polypterus senegalus (gray bichir) is the source of this 1717-nucleotide messenger RNA. RefSeq names its product akt interacting protein (gene aktip). The record is from RefSeq and is a predicted model, not a curated record. NCBI's taxonomy places the organism in Eukaryota, Metazoa, Chordata, Cladistia, Polypteriformes, Polypteridae. The coding region runs from base 213 to 1088 and encodes 291 amino acids. The transcript has 10 exons.
UGCAUGAACUACACGUCUGUGAAGGAAGUUUUGUUCUUGGCCGGCUAGUCUGCUGUGCAUAGCUAUGCGCUUUGAAGUUCCGAUAUCCUGUUAAUCAAUUAGACCGCAAAACCAGCUGUCAACACCCAGCUUGAUAAUGCUGUAAAACGAAAAACACGUGGCUUCCAGGCGUUGAAGACAGGAGCAAAACUGCGCAUAUUGACUUGUGAGUGAUGAACCCUUUUUGGAGUAUGUCUGCCAACACUGGUCGAAAGAGAUCUGACAGUGAGGAGAAGAGUGCACCAGGAGAGCAAAGAAGUAGCCCGUCACGCUCAUCGUUUGGCAAAAAGCAGCUUCCCUGUAUCCCCAAAAAUGCAGUUCCCAUUACAAAGCCCAUGUCUCCAUCAGCCUCGGCACCAUCCACCAAUGGCACUCAUGCCUCCUAUGGUCCUUUCUACCUGGAGUAUUCUCUACUGGCGGAGUUCACUCUGGUGAUCAAGCAGAAACUCCCUGGGAUUUAUGUUCAGCCGUCCUACAAAUCGGCUCUAAUGUGGUUUGGAGUUAUUUUUAUCAGACACGGUCUGUACCAGGAUGGCGUCUUCAAGUUCACGGUUUACAUCCCUGACAACUACCCUGAUGGUGAUUGCCCUCGGGUGGUGUUUGACAUCCCAGUGUUUCACCCAUUAGUUAAUCCAGAGUCGGGUGAACUGGAUGUGAAAAGAGCUUUUGCAAAGUGGAGGCGGAACCACAAUCACAUAUGGCAGGUCCUCAUGUAUGCAAGAACUGUUUUCUACAAGAUCCAGACAGUUGAACCUCUAAAUCCAGAAGCUGCAGUGUUGUACGAAAAAGACGUGCAGCUGUUUAAAAGCAAAGUGGUGGAUAGUGUGAAGCUCUGCAACAGUCACCUGUUUGAUCAGCCAAAGAUUGAUGAUCCCUAUGCAAUAAGCUUUUCACCUUGGAACCCCACGGUACAUGAAGAAGCCAGGCAAAGGAUGUUUGUGCACAGAAGGAAGCCAGAUGAACAGACUCAAAAAGUGUCCGGGUUGUCGUGGGUGAAGCCAGGAUCGACGCAGCCGUUCAGCAAAGAUGACGGCGCACUGCAGACUUGAGCACACGUCUCCUUUUGCGUCCUCCUUUCCUUGCUAGUUUGAUCAAAAUGGCACCGGAAAACAUUCUCUUGGUUUAUGGUAAAACUCUCUUGGUCAGGUGGUUGACCACCCUCUCUUGAUUCAGUUGGAGGUUUGUCCAGAGCCACUGCACUACAUUCAGGUGGGGGGACAUUUUGGGGGAUCGUGCGAGGUAUUUAAGAAUUGAGGUACCUGCACUCGGCCCCCAGGGUAGCCCAGACGUUCAAAUUUUAGCAUUCACUUUCAGCAGUCUGAAGUCUUAAUUGAGAUACGUAAUGGAUGUAUAUUUCUAGAACUGUUGUCAGAGUAAAUAGUGUUCAGUUCGGAUGUUUGAGUUAAAUCCCAUUUGCAUACUCUUUCUUUAACACUAAGUUUUGAGGUUUGUUUUUGGUUGUAAAUAAUUUUAGCUAAAAUGAAAAGCAUCGGCUGGUUAUUUUGGGUGAGGGUCAGCGUGACCUGUUAAACAAACUACGGGCCGUGCCCUCCGCUCAUUCACUCACUCGUUCAGUCAGUCGCUGAGACUAAGCUAAGGGGGGGUCAUUUACACUUCCAUUUUAAAUUCUGUAAUGAUGUGUUGUGUGUAAAAUGAAAAUAAAAAUAUUUUAUUAGAA